Rattus rattus (black rat) is the source of this 1822-nucleotide messenger RNA. It is a transcript of the gene Peli2, whose product is annotated as pellino E3 ubiquitin protein ligase family member 2. NCBI's taxonomy places the organism in Eukaryota, Metazoa, Chordata, Mammalia, Rodentia, Muridae. The record is from RefSeq and is a predicted model, not a curated record. Bases 343 to 1602 code for a protein of 419 amino acids. Gene Ontology annotation, biological process: protein polyubiquitination; regulation of Toll signaling pathway. Gene Ontology annotation, molecular function: ubiquitin protein ligase activity; protein binding. The transcript has 6 exons.
GCGGGAGCGCGGAGGCGCGGGCGGCGGCGCGCCGUCCCACCUGCCCGGCCCGCUCAGCCCCCGGCGGCGCGCGCUCCUCCUCCCGCGGGGCUCCGGUCGCCGCUCGCAUUCCUAGUCGGGUCCCGCUCGCAGCGGCGGAAGAGCGGGUAGCUCCGGGGAAGCCGGCGGGCGACGCUCGCAGCCACGACGGAGCAGCCGCGGGACUGGCCGCCCCGCGCCCCGUUCGCCGCCGUGCCGUUUCCCGGCGCGCUCACCCCGUUCUCGGGAUGGGAGUGUAGCGGCGGCGCGGACUCGGCGGGGAUCGCGGCGGAGGCGGCUGCGGCGGCGGCCGAGCACGGCUCCAUGUUUUCACCCGGCCAGGAGGAACCCAGCUCCCCCAACAAGGAGCCGGUGAAAUACGGGGAGCUGGUGGUCCUGGGGUACAAUGGUGCUUUACCUAAUGGUGACAGGGGCAGGAGGAAAAGCAGAUUUGCCCUGUAUAAGCGGACCAAGGCCAACGGUGUCAAACCCAGCACAAUCCACGUGGUCUCCACACCCCAGGCAUCCAAGGCCAUCAGCUGCAAAGGUCAACACAGCAUAUCGUACACUUUGUCACGGAACCAGACCGUAGUGGUGGAGUACACGCAUGAUAAUGACACGGACAUGUUUCAGGUGGGCAGGUCAACAGAAAGUCCCAUCGACUUCGUGGUCACAGACACGGUUUCCGGCGGUCAGAACGACGAUGCCCAGAUCACACAGAGCACCAUCUCUAGGUUUGCCUGCAGGAUCGUGUGCGACAGGAACGAGCCGUACACAGCACGCAUAUUCGCAGCAGGGUUCGAUUCUUCCAAAAAUAUAUUCCUCGGCGAGAAGGCAGCAAAGUGGAAAAACCCUGGCGGACACAUGGACGGACUCACCACCAAUGGCGUCCUGGUAAUGCACCCGAGAGGAGGCUUCACGGACGAGUCCCAGCCCGGAGUCUGGAGAGAGAUCUCCGUCUGUGGAGACGUGUACACCUUGAGGGAGACCAGGUCGGCCCAGCAGAGGGGGAAGCUGGUGGAAAGCGAGACGAAUGUCCUGCAAGACGGCUCCCUCAUUGACCUGUGCGGGGCCACGCUCCUCUGGAGAACCGCCGACGGCCUCUUCCACGCACCGACUCAGAAGCACAUUGAAGCCCUCCGGCAGGAGAUCAACGCAGCCCGACCCCAGUGUCCCGUGGGCCUCAACACCCUGGCCUUCCCCAGCAUCAACCGGAAGGAAGUGGUAGAAGAGAAGCAGCCCUGGGCGUACCUGAGCUGCGGCCACGUGCACGGCUACCACAGCUGGGGCCAUCGGAGCGACGGCGAAGCCAACGAGAGGGAGUGCCCCAUGUGCAGGACUGUGGGCCCCUACGUCCCCCUCUGGCUGGGCUGUGAGGCAGGGUUUUAUGUUGACGCGGGACCCCCAACUCACGCUUUCACCCCCUGUGGGCACGUCUGUUCGGAGAAGUCGGCAAAGUACUGGUCCCAGAUUCCACUGCCCCACGGAACCCACGCGUUUCACGCCGCCUGUCCGUUCUGUGCCACGCAGCUGGUUGGUGAACAGAACUGCAUCAAAUUGAUUUUCCAAGGUCCAGUGGACUGACACCCUGGACGACCAUCUACAUGUCGUUAACACGUUACUGUGAAGAUUUCGCCACUAACUGUAGAUCCUACCUUUUUGUAAGGCUCUUUGUUGAGGGGACGGGGGACUGAGUUGGGACGACAGAGGUGGGGCAGGCGAUGACAGAUACCACUGUGUUUGGCAUGUCCAGAACAGCAGCCUCACCUGAGGUCUGCCUGACUGAACUUUAAUACCUGUGUAA